Atta colombica is the source of this 618-nucleotide messenger RNA. Its product is annotated as zinc finger protein 628-like. The coding region runs from base 1 to 618 and encodes 205 amino acids. Gene Ontology annotation, molecular function: sequence-specific DNA binding; DNA-binding transcription factor activity, RNA polymerase II-specific. The transcript has a single exon. Gene Ontology annotation, cellular component: nucleus. The record is from RefSeq and is a predicted model, not a curated record. Gene Ontology annotation, biological process: regulation of transcription by RNA polymerase II. NCBI's taxonomy places the organism in Eukaryota, Metazoa, Arthropoda, Insecta, Hymenoptera, Formicidae.
AUGUUCUUGUUUGUUUGGUUGCAGGAGUUGAUGGGUGUGGAUGAGCGGGUGUUUGCGUGCAUGUACUGCGGUGCCUCGUUCCUCCACCAGAGCAAGCUGACGCGGCACAUCCUCUCGCACAGCCUCGAGUCGCUCAAGUACCGCGAGCAAGCGGCCCACCUGCAGCUGCAGGCUCAGCUGGGCCUCGAACCCGGCAUGCACCUGCCGCCGGAGGCCCACUACCCCGCUGCGGGUACGAUUGAGCCGAUGGACUUCGAACUCGCGGCCCACUCGGACCCGACCUCCGGCGUCGUCCUCUGCAAGUUCUGCGGCAAGUCUUUCCCGGACGUCGGCUCGUUGAUUGCCCACCUACCGGCGCAUACCGGCGACCGGCCGUUCAAGUGCGAGUUCUGCGGUAAAGCAUUCAAGCUGCGCCACCAUAUGAAGGACCACUGUCGUGUGCAUACCGGCGAACGGCCAUUCCGGUGUACGCUGUGCGGCAAGACCUUUUCGAGGUCGACGAUACUCAAGGCCCACGAAAAGACACAUUAUCCGAAAUAUGUGCGCAAGUUCCUGUCCCCGAGCCCAGUGGACCCCUCCGAGGAAGAGGCCCCACCGCCGCCACCGCCGCAUCAUUGA